Messenger RNA from Sesamum indicum (sesame), 600 nucleotides. RefSeq names its product putative calcium-binding protein CML47. The record is from RefSeq and is a predicted model, not a curated record. Gene Ontology annotation, molecular function: calcium ion binding. NCBI's taxonomy places the organism in Eukaryota, Viridiplantae, Streptophyta, Magnoliopsida, Lamiales, Pedaliaceae.
AUGUCAGCAGCAGCUGGGCUCAUCAGCAUAGUCAACAAAGCAGCAAAUCUUGGCUCCUUCAUUUCCCUCAUUUUGUGGUGCAUCAUUUGCAGCUGGAUAAUCACAUUCCAAGACUUCUACACUUGCUUUCGUCGCGUUUUCCAUCUCUUUUCUUAUCUCCUCCUCGACUCGUGGAAGCGUUCCCACCAUCAUUCACGUAACGUUUCGACCCCAGAACGGGUGUGUUGCGCUGGGAACGAUGUUAGUAGGGACGAUGUCGAGGUAGUGAUGGAGAAGUUAGGGCUACUUAGAGGGCAAAGGGCUGAAGAGCAGAUCACAAUGUUAUCAGAGUGUUCACUUGAGAGUGUUGUGAAUGUGUUUGAUGGGGUGGAGCCUAGUUUGGGUGAAUUGAGGGAAGCAUUUGAGGUGUUUGAUGAGAACAGUGAUGGUUUUAUAGAUGGAGGGGAGUUGAGGAGAGUGAUGAGUUGUAUUGGGUUGACAGGUUUUUCGGAAGAAGAGUGCAGGAGGAUGAUAAUGGUUUUUGAUGAUAAUUGUGAUGGGAAGAUUGAUUUUGGUGAGUUUGUGAAGCUCAUGGAGGAUUGUUUUUGUUGUUGUUGUUAA